This is a messenger RNA of Strongylocentrotus purpuratus (purple sea urchin), 4026 nucleotides long. RefSeq names its product ran-specific GTPase-activating protein (gene ranbp1). The coding region runs from base 122 to 979 and encodes 285 amino acids. The transcript is spliced from 7 exons. The record is from RefSeq and is a predicted model, not a curated record. Gene Ontology annotation, molecular function: GTPase activator activity. Gene Ontology annotation, cellular component: cytoplasm; nuclear pore. Lineage: Eukaryota; Metazoa; Echinodermata; Echinoidea; Camarodonta; Strongylocentrotidae. Gene Ontology annotation, biological process: nucleocytoplasmic transport.
AUUGUGGUGCAAGUACGUACUGUAGCUGUAGAGUACGAGUGGGUAUGCUAGAUUGCGAAAUUUCAUUCAUUCGUUCACCUGUACAAGCGUUCCUAUAAUCCGACUAUAUCCACCUAACGAAAUGGCAGACCAAGAAGAAACCAGUCCUGACAUCUACUUUGAACCCAUUGUCAAGCUGAAGCCAGUAGAUGUCAAAAACUUAGAGGAGGAUGAAGAGGAAAUUUUCAAAAUGAGGGCGAAGCUGUACCGAUACGCCAACGAGGAGAGCCCAGCAGAAUGGAAGGAGAGGGGGACAGGCGAGGUCAAGAUGUUGAAGAAACGAGACGACAACAACGGCCACGUCAGGAUACUUAUGAGGAGAGACAAGACAUUCAAGAUAUGUGCAAAUCAUUAUAUUCAAUCACAUAUGGAUCUGAAGCCAAACUGUGGCAGUGAUAAAGCCUUUGUUUGGAACACACUAGCAGACUUCGCAGAUGAAGAACCCAAACAAGAGACGUUAGCUAUCCGAUUCGGCAAUGCAGAGAAUGCAAAGAAAUUCAAGGAGAAGUUUGAAGAAUGUCAAAAAUUGUUGACCGAGUGUGCAGCAGCACGCCAGCUUGAUCUACUCGAGAGGCUUGGAGCUUCCAUUAAUCUUGAAGCUGAAGCCGAGGCUCCUGACAAUCAGGAUGAAAAGACGGACGAGAAACCAGAGAAUGAAUCCAAGCAAGCCGAGAAGCCAGAAAGCGAGCCAAAGCAAGCCGAGAAGCCAGAGAGUGAGUCCAAGCAAGCCGAGAAGUCUGAAAAGGAUGCGGAUGAGGUGACCGAUAAGCUUGGAGGCAUGACGGUGAAAGAUACAGAGAAGACAACAGAUGGAGAGGAGCCUAGCAAGGAAACAGUGAAGACAGAAGGAGAAGCGAAGGAAGGCGAGGUUGAGAAGAGCAAAGAGGAGACAACGAAAGAAGAGGGAAAGGGGGGCGGAGAUUCUAAAGAUGCGUCUUGAAACAGACUUUCUCCAUCUUUUAUUUAAAGGGGUGGUUUAAAUCUAGGGAAGGCUAUUUUUUAGUAACACCAAAAAUAUGAAAAUUCAUCAUCGAAGAGACAUUUGGAUGAUAUGAUGGGCAGGCAGUUAGGUAUGCAUGUCCAGCAGAAAUACUCCAGGAUGUGACCAGUUCUCUAAAUGUAUUUAUUUCCAUUGUUUGCCCACGGCGAGGAGUGUGGUCAGAUUAAUGGGUAUUGUGGGAAAUAGAAUUUAGUUCAAGAUCAUCUUUAAUUCUAUCAGUAACAGACAUGAGAUAUAGUAUUGGUUUUAAAAAUAAAUCAAGUUACUGGUUCUACAGUGUGUAUCCUAUCUCUAAUUUCUUUUGGUGCAAGAAGUUCCAUGAUAAAAAGGGAUUCAUGUUACUCCUUGUUUUACUUCAAUAAUAAGAAUAAUAAUAUGUUGAGGAAAAGUAACAUCGUAUCCAUAGAAAUAAUCUUGUCAGUUCCCCUAUCAAGAUCUCUUUCCAUUUUAUUGUUCUUUAAAAAAAAAAAAUCAUCAUAUCCAAGUUAUAGGGCAUUGAUUGAUAUAAGGGAUAACCUGUCAAAAAACAAAUCUUGUUUUUAUUGUUUAUGUCUAAGAUAGUGGAGCCUCAUUUAUGUUAAAGCCCAACUGCACUACUUAAGCUACUUGCGCCCUCUAUACAGCCAACAAUGCCUAAGCGGUACCCGUUGAUCCCCCAUGAUGCCCCUUUUCUUAAAUUAAUUGAGAGCUGAUUUGGUGAGAUAACCACCUGCCAGUGACCAUGCAGGGAGGUCUAAUGAGUUCUGGCCGGGGAAAAGUUAUAAUAGUCGAGAUAAAAGUAUAUAUAUGACUAUUAGUUUUCCUAUCUGUUGUUGUAAGGGGGUUUGUUAAACUCCUAAGAUGCUAGUAAGAUUGAACACAUUUGAUUAGGAGUAUGAUAUAUAUUUUGUUGCCCAUAUAUGGAUGCGAAGUAAUGGAAAAAUCUCAGGGGCUGCAAGGAAAAUACAUGUAGUUUGUAAAUAGAUAGACAAUGUUCCAAUAAUCAUUACCCAUAUCUCAAUAUUACAUUACUGUUGUUUGUUGUUUAAGUUAUUUUAAUUGACUCUUAGUCUUUAUAGAUAGUUGACCAGGGUGGAAGCAGAAACAAAUUUAACGAGGAAUUGUAAAGGUAUGAUUUUAAAUCUGAAUCACUGUUAAUAUGAUAAUCUCUUAGCAAUGUUGGUCAUGUAUGUUUGGUGUCACAUGGAAAGGACACUCAUUCUUUCAUUUUUAAUGACUAUUUGUUCCAAGACAAAUGUGAGAAUUCUUCUUGUAAACCAUUAAACGUAAUGAUCCAACUGCCAAUUGUGGUUCUCAAUAGCAUUAGUCCAUAUCAUUAUUGAUCACAAGUUAAGUCUCUUUAUACCCUCUUGUACCCUCUCAUUAUCUCAAACUUUUACUUUUAUGUUUUGUGUUUCUGAUUUGUCUGCUUCUUAGUCUGAUUGUACAACUGUGGAUUUCAUUUUUAUUUAAUUGCAGCUGCUGUUUUGAAUUCGUAUUUGCGAAGGCUUGGCUCCUUAGGGCGUUUCUUUUCAGGACCAAGACAAGUUAUUUAUGGUCGCAAAUAUGAAAUGUUCUUUUCAGAUUCAGUGAUAUGAUCAGAUUAAAUUGUUUACUUAGACAAAACAUAAUGAGUGUAUAGAUCUCUCUAUGCAGACAGAUUUUUCCCAUAGCAAUCCAAUAACAUUUAGAGAUCAGGAACAAUCUGAAAAUGAGAAUUUUCAUCAGUUGUCAACAUGAGCAAUCUUUAUGAAUGCGUAUAUUUGGAAAGUACUAGGAAGUAAUGAGCUUAAACAAUGUAUAAGGUAUUUUGUUAAAUGAUGAAUGACAUUAUUGGGAUCCAAUUCUUCGCUACAAUUGUGUUUUGGGGAAGAUGUGUUUUAUAGAGUGUUAUGUGGUGUGAUCAUUCCAUGCAUGCAAGAUAUUUUUUUCUUCUUCUGGUUUUAAGUCCUGAAGGUCAUAGAGAUUACAUGGUGUUUGAAAGCAAUGUGUCCUGAUAUAAUGUAGUGAAAUGAGUUGUAUCAAAAUUUUGGUCCUGUACCUGCUUUGGGUAUUUUCGAUGUCAUUUGAUAGAGAGAAGAUUUCAUUUUAAAGCAGAAAUCUUUUGCAGUCAUUCCUGACCAGGGGGGCGUUUCACAAAACUUGUCAUCAGUGACAAAUGACAGUUUUUGUUAUAAAGCUACUGAAUUCCUUGCUUCUGUUUGUUUAUCAGCAGAUAUGUCACUUAUUUUUGUCAUUUGUCAUUGAAAAAAACGGUCUUUGUGAUACGCCCUCCAGGAAUUAAUUAAACCAGAAGGAAACAAAGUUUCUGUUCUGUUGGCUCAGGAUUUAACUCAAAUUACACAUGUCAUCAAAGAAACGUUUAUUUGUCAUUAUUUUAAUGUGUUCAAAAGUCUUUUUGUAAUUUUUGGUCAAAAUCAGUUGCUGCAAGUGAUGAUCCUAUGUGUAAUGUGUGUGUCACAUGAAUAUGAUUAGGAAUUUGAAUAUUAGUGAACCGCAAAAACUAUGAGAAAGGGAUUUCUUAUCAUUAUUUUUCUUGUCUAUAUUUUUAUUGUAAAUUAUUGUGAUUUUUUCCAAAUUUUAAACGGAAAUUUGUUAAUAAAUCAGCAUAAAAACAUAAUUGUCAGCACCUUUAGGAAAAGGGUGUUUAUAUAUAUCCUUAUGUUAUUUUUUAUUCAGUAUUAAAGCUUUAUAAUCUUGUAUGAACUAUGAAUUGAUCAUCGACAGGUAUUUUCUCAAAUAAUUAUGGUUUACCAAAGUGGAACAUAUUUGAUGUAAAAAAAGGCACGGCAUUGGAUUCAUAAAUGGUUCCUUAUUUAUUUCUGUAAUACAUGUACAUCGAGAACCUUAAGAAAUUUGUUUUUAAAUUUAUUAUAAAUAUCCUUUUAACUAAAUUUAUUCUUGAUCUCCUUUGCUUGUGUCGCUUUGUAUGCAAACUAUGUCAUUUCAUCUUCAGAGGAAAGUGAUUGUGCAAAACAUUCUUUUCAUUAAACAUGUGAAAUUCUAAA